Messenger RNA from Pogona vitticeps (central bearded dragon), 1761 nucleotides. It is a transcript of the gene GINS3, whose product is annotated as GINS complex subunit 3. The record is from RefSeq and is a predicted model, not a curated record. Lineage: Eukaryota; Metazoa; Chordata; Lepidosauria; Squamata; Agamidae. Gene Ontology annotation, biological process: mitotic DNA replication initiation. Gene Ontology annotation, cellular component: GINS complex.
UGUCGCCACCGCGCCGGCGCAAAGCUGGAGGCGGGGCUGACGGGUCCAAACGACAGCGGCUCCACCCUCUGACAGGCCGCGCGCAUGCGCACCACCGUCCCGGCCUUGGCGCCUGGAGCGAAGCGGCUUUUUUUAAACGGGCGGAUGGCGGAGGCCUACGUCCCGGUGGAAGCAGGGCUGGGCCCCGAAGAGAGCUUCCUUUCCCUGGAGGACAUCCUCAUGUCCCAGGAGAGGCUGCCGUGCCGGGCGGAGACCGACUUCCCCCGCCUGGCCGCCGUCCUGGGCAAGGCAGCGGCCGCUCCGGCCUCUAGCGACGUCCUCCCUCAGGGCACCAAACUGGAAAUGCCUCUCUGGCUGGCCAAAGGCCUGUAUGACAGCAAGCGGUGGAUUCUGUCGGUGGAGCUGCCAAAAAUUUACAAGGAGAGCUGGCGGACCGUGUUCAGUGCCGAUGCCAACGUGGUCGACCUUCACAAGUUGGGCCCCUACUACUAUGGGUUUGGUUCCCAGAUGUUAAAUUUUGACAAUCCUGAAAACACUCAACUAGCACAGACAAUAUUGCAGACCUUUAUUGGCCGAUUCCGUCGGAUUAUGGACUCCUCGCAGAACGCUUUCAACGAGGACACGUCUUCAUUGGUGUCUCGACUAGAUGAGCUGGAGCGAGGCUUAUUUCAAGCAGGCCAGAAAGGACUCAAUGAUUUCCAGCGCUGGGAAAUGGGCCAGGCUGCCCAGAUCACGGUGUCAAGCCUUGUCCAGAAUUACAAGAAGAGGAAAUUUAGUGACCUGGACAGCUGAGAGCUUGAAGGGGCAAAUUAGGCUUUCAAAGGGGCUGCUUGUUGGGCAACAGACAAAAAAGGAAUGGGCAUUCAUGUUACCAUACCCUAUGUCUAGUGAACUCUCGGUUCACAUGAGGAUCUGUUGGUCUGUUCUGGUUUUAUGGGCAGUUAAAUAAACACAGCAAGCAUCCAUUAAAAAAAAAGAGCAGUAAUUCAAUGUAUGUUUCAAGUAAGGGUUGCAGAAACUGGGCAAAAAAGAUGAGCUGUUUCCAGUUUACUUGAAAGCAAAAUAAACCCUCUGAACUCUCUUGCUGUGAAUACUGAGGAAUCACCAAAAGGUGUCAAUGUAGACAUCUCUGCUUCUCUAGAAUUCCCUGGGGAGGCCGUGCCAUUUAAAGAAUUCCUGCUUUGACCAUUUGAGGAUCACUCAGAUGAAUGGGCAUUUGUCAGAUUCACUUUUCUUUUAAGUCUCAGCCACAAGCAAAUUAUGUCUAGCAAAAAGGGUUGCCUUCAUAGUGUCAGUCUACCAAAUAAGUAGCUAGUGGGACUUUAGAGGUGGUGUUCAGCCCCCUUUCCUUUUUUUCCCGGAUCAAGAUGCCAUGGUAACAUCCAAACAUGACUAUUAAGGUGAGACCCUUUUCCAGAAAUUCCCGCUUUUUGUAGCCAGACAAAUUGUGGGGAAAGCCCUAAUGGUGUCUCACACUUGCUUUUGUUGUAUAUUUUACCACUGGUUUUAUUGUGUGUUUCUUUUCAUAUUGAGAAUAUUUCUGCUGCUUCCAGUGAUUACAAUUUAAUAUUUGACAUGUUCAUGUACUACAAAAGUCUGUUUCAGUGCCAUAUUUUUCUCGGCAUUAGACAUUUUUGCCUAUGACUGUUAUUUAUAGCUUGCAUAGAGUACUAAAUGCUUUAUGGUUCUUUCCCCUCCGGCCUCCAUUUAACCAGCUAAUCUUGGGAGAAGGCAUUUUAACAUUAAAACCCAUUAAACAUA